Cephus cinctus (wheat stem sawfly) is the source of this 6556-nucleotide messenger RNA. RefSeq names its product signal-induced proliferation-associated 1-like protein 1. Bases 1148 to 5800 code for a protein of 1550 amino acids. Gene Ontology annotation, biological process: regulation of small GTPase mediated signal transduction; activation of GTPase activity. Lineage: Eukaryota; Metazoa; Arthropoda; Insecta; Hymenoptera; Cephidae. The record is from RefSeq and is a predicted model, not a curated record. Gene Ontology annotation, molecular function: protein binding; GTPase activator activity. The transcript is spliced from 11 exons. Gene Ontology annotation, cellular component: cytoplasm.
CUGGUCGUGCUGGUGGCCCGGAGCAGCCCGGAGAGAAUAGUUUAGGCUGCCGAGGGGCACGUGUUACCCCCACGCCAGAAGCGCGAGUGGAGGGGGCGAGCCAGUCCGUCGUUUCAGGAGUAAAGCCAAGGCUCAGUAAUAUCGCGGAGCGCAACUUGUUGGCGUCUUUGGGUUUUCUCUCUUAGAAAAUAGUGAGCAAGAGAGAAUCGAAGAAGCAGAAGUGCGAGAAAGAGCAACAAACUAGAUAAAGACAAGUAAAAGACGGGAAAAAAGUGUGAUCGGGCAUUGUUAGCCUUGUUUGUCGUGGCUGUACGUUCACGUGUGAAUGUUUCUCUGCUUCUCGGAUGGUCUAGUGCGGCAGGAGUGUGUCGAGUAUAGUAAAGGUGCAUCGAAGCGUACCCAACGAGCGAUAGCUAAGUUUCACUGUGUUUGGAACAGCAAUUCAGACGUGUAUCGCAAUCAAACGCAAUGAGGAGAAUCGCGAGAGAGCGAGGGAAUAAAAUAUUUGGAUUCCGGGUUAAACGGUAAGCGUUGUCCCAGUGAGAAGUAAACAGGAGGUGGGGACUCUCUCUCUCUCGCGUCUCGCCCACCGGUGACAGACCAACAGACCAACAGACCAACAGAGCAACAGAGCGUCGUGCGCGAACCGUGUCGUCGUGGCCAGGCUUAUCAUUCGAAGAGGAGGUGAGCGUCUCAACGUCGCGUCACACGUGAAUCAUUCUAGAGGUAUCCGCUCGGAGAUUCCCAGCGUGACAACCAGUGACGACGGCAUUGUCUCCAGGUAUUUUUCUGAGUGUCCUACUAAGAACGUUUUAUGUGAUUGACGACCGUAACGCGAGUGCUAACACGUCGUGGGAGGUGCUGACGCAAGCUCGACGGUUUUCGUGCUUGCCUGUGAUUUCGUGUUUUGUUGGUGCUUUGGAGUGCUGUGUAUCCGUGUCCCUGCGUGUUCCUACGCGUUUAAGUGCCUGCGCUCAGAGGUGGAUACGUGUGUCGUCUCUCCGACGAUCAAGUGUGAGUUCUCGUCAUUUUACGAAGAAGAGUAAUCCCGGAAGCCGCUAUAUUGGAGAGAAAGCGGGAAAGCGGCGUGCCGCUGUUCUGUGUGCCGCGGCAAAGACGCUCGUCUCAAUCUGAAAAGGAUGACGAGAUGAUCGCGAGCCUUCCGGUGAACGGCGGGGGAGGAGGCGGCGGUGGAGGCGGCGGCAGCGUCGGUGCCGGCGGAGGUGGGAUAGGACCGAUAAGCCGUGUUGGGCGAGGAGUCACUCUGCACAGAUCCAACUCCAGCCUAGAGUUACCUCACAGUCCUGACCCUUCGUCCCGGGUGCCUGACACUCCUCUCCGUCGGGAGUAUGGCUCCCACGGGAGCAUCGACGUAGUCGCCCAAUCCGUGUCAGUCGGCGAGAACUUUUUCGCCAUGUUCCAAGACUUCCGUCCGGUCGAGAAUCGUUCUGGUCCUGUGCCCGGGGACUUCCUGAGACGCGUCCAGGACGGUCAAGCGGCUUCGGACGUGAGCGAGGUCUGUGGGGUGGGUCCUACUGGAUCCAGUCCGAAACUCCGGCUGAAGCUCAAUCGUCUCUGGGGCGGGAAGCCCCCUCGGGGCGCCGAAGAGUCUUGCUCGAGUCCGGUCGUUUCUGCCGACGUGGAGGAAAGACACAGGAGAAGAGCCUUCGCUCACUACGACUGCCAGUCUCUUACUGCCAACCUGGGCUACGCCGCGAAACUCCGUGGAAUUUUGCUGGCUAGAAGAAGGAACACGGCUACAGGAGCAUCGGCAGCGAGUUCCCUCAGAGCAUCCACUCCCGACGAGGCACCGGAAGAGGAUGCUGGCGACGGGAAGGGAAACGAUCUUCUGGAGUCUUGCCCGUUCUUCCGGAACGAGACGGGCGGCGAGGGCGAACGCGAAGUCGGUCUGACUCGCUGCCCUAAUGUCAAUGGGGUUCACAGACCACCCUUGGCUUAUGGGAUUUCCGUUCUGGAACCGCCACCCGGUGAAACUCUUUGGAAACAUACCUGCCCCCUGCAGAAGCGUCCCCUGCCCAUCGAGAGCGUCGACGAAGGGGCGCAUUAUUACCGAAGAUACUUCCUCGGUCGAGAACAUCAAAAUUGGUUUGGAAUGGACGAACAGCUGGGGCCAGUGGCCAUCAGCAUCCGCAAGGACGCCAACCAGUAUCGGAUCAUCGUGCGCACCUCCGAACUGCUCACUCUACGGGGCACAGUGCCAGAGGAAGCUCUGGGCAUCAGGCCCCAGGGGAGACCACCGACCAGAGAGCUCCUGGAACUGGUCGCACCGGAAGUCCAGCUUGGUUGUCUCAGACUGGGAACUCCUACCGCAGAGGAACCCGUAGCUCGGCUGGAUGAACAGGGACUGUCAAAUAGGUACAAAGUCGGUGUGCUCUACUGCAGAACCGGACAACGUACCGAGGAGGAGAUGUAUAACAACCAGCACGCUGGUCCCGCUUUCCUGGAGUUCCUCGACACGAUCGGCCAAAGAAUAAGACUGCGAGGCUUCGAGGGCUAUAAGGCCGGCCUUGAUACCCAGACGGAUUCGACGGGGACCCACGCCGUCGCAGCGACUCAUCGGGGCGCCGAAGUCACCUUUCACGUCUCAACUAUGCUUCCUUUCACACCAAAUAACAGACAGCAGCUUCUCCGAAAGCGACAUAUUGGAAAUGACAUCGUCACGAUAGUCUUCCAGGAACCCGGAGCGUUGCCCUUCAGCCCUCGCAGGAUACGUUCGCAGUUUCAACACGUAUUUGUCAUCGUGAAGGCAACCAAUCCUUGCUCCGAGAACACACAGUACAGUAUAGCCGUCUCCAGGAGCAAAGAGGUUCCCAUAUUUGGUCCACCAGUUCCCCCAGGUGCUACGUUCCCAAAGGGAAAAGCCUUCGCGGAUUUCAUCCUGGCGAAAGUCAUCAAUGCGGAGAAUGCUGCCCACAGAUCCGAGAAGUUUGCCACCAUGGCUACCAGAACCAGACAGGAAUACCUAAAGGACCUAACGACCAACUACUCCUCCGCCACGGUUGUUGACACUGGUCAAAAAUUCUCGAUGCUAUCCUUCAGUAGUAAGAAGAAGGUACCAGUGCGUCCUAGACUUUCGUGCGAUGCGUCCCAACGCGGUGCAAUCUGCUGGCAAGUCAUCCUCGAAGACAGUAACCAGAACACGGACUGUUACUUGGGAAUAAGCGUAGACACGAUCGUCCUGAUCGAGGAACACUCUCGGCAGAUCGUUUUCGUGACGCCCUGCGUCAGCGUUCUCGGAUGGCAUGCUCAGACUAAUAGUCUGCGCCUUUAUCAUCAUCAAGGAGAAUGCAUCACUGUGCACGUGCGAGGGGACUACGGUGAACGGGACGAACUUAUGGAAAUCGUAGCUCGUCUGCGAGCUGUCACUCAAGGGUCACCAGCUUCGGAGCUCUCCCUCAAGAGGAACACUCUCGGGCAAUUGGGUUUUCAUGUGCAACCGGACGGAGUGGUCACACAGGUCGAGAGCAUGGGUCUCUCCUGGCAAGCCGGACUCAGGCAAGGCUCCCGGCUCGUUGAAAUAUGUAAAGUAGCCGUGUCUACCCUAAGUCACGAUCAGAUGGUAGACCUCUUAAAGACCAGUGCUCAGGUGACAGUCACUGUCAUCCCACCGACCAACGACGGCAGUCCCCGAAGAGGCUGUACCCUGCAGAAUUGUCAGUAUCUUUCAAGUAAUUACGAAGGGGAUUACGAAAACGUAACGAAUCCUGACAGCACCCCGACGCAACAAACCGCCAUGUCGCAUCAGAAGCGAUACGACCGCUCUUUCAGCCCUCCACGAUCGAGCAACAGUUCCGGCUACGGCACAGGUUCCAGCUCCACGUCCUUCAACGAUCCGCGAUUCCCUCUCGAAGGAACAAUGACAAGUAGCAGCAGCGGUCACAGCAGUACAGACGAUAGAUGGUAUGAACUCCUGGACCCACAGGAUCAGGAUCCCGCGCAUCGAACAGACGGUACUCCACCGCCCCUUCCUGCGCGUCAUAACUACCAAGCCGUAACGCCGAACAAGAGUGCAUCGAAUCAAAAAAAAGAAAAGGAAUCACAGUAUGCGAGUGGAAAACAGCUUUCUGAAAAUCCUAAACAUUCCUAUGGCCAUGAACAUUAUCUCAGGGAGAAUAACUAUGCAACUACGCGCGUCGCUGAGUCUGGUAGACAUGAAAAUUAUCAUAGGCUAGAGAACGUGCAUCACCGUGUUCAGGAUCAUCAUGGAUCCAACUAUGUGAAGCUGCAGAAGGAGAGGUACGAGAUCAAACAAGAGAAUCUCUACGCUUCGCAACGUGAUCUUCACAAGAGCGAAUCCCACAACCACCAGAAGCUCACUGCCUCGAAUUCAUUGCCGCUGGCUCAGAAUGCUGGCUACAGCCUUCCCAAGUCCGGUAGUAACAAUAACUUGAUGCGUUUCAACGAGUACGAGCAGACCAGUCAUGGGAAUUCCAAGUACGAGAUCUACGAGGAGAAGAACUGCUGCGAGAGGCCGCCGGUUUCUAAAUAUGAUCAGGACACGCGGCCAGGAGACAAGAAAACAAUCAGCUACGACUUCCCCGAAGAACAAUACGAGCGUCGCGGCAAAUAUGAAAGCGACAUGAUACGCAAUGAUAUCAAAUAUGAAAUGGAGAGUCAACCGGUGAUACGAAAAUUGGAGCAAACGGAGGGAAAUCGCGAAAACAUCCGUUUCGAAGUCUCGGCGCAUGAAUUUAAGGUCGGAGAGAAGGUUACCUGUCUGAAGGCGACCAUGAGCGAGAGACCAAUGCCUCACAAAGUGAGCAUCGAGUACAGGCCAAAGGACUUUGCCUCGUCCAGUCUUCCGCCUGAGAUGCGAAUGGCAAACGACGGGAACUCGACGGACAUCUCUACCCUACCGAGCGAAGAUGAGUUGUCGAAUGGCUCUGGUAACGUCUCCCCUAGAUUGCGACGAUCAAAUAGGCAUCGUGGUGGCAAUUUGACUCCAUCGAGCGGAGGAUCAAGGAAUCAGAGCCCCAGGCCUAAGCCAGGAGUUCGAAACUCCCAUAGAAAUUCGGCUAAUUUGACUUCCAGUACGCUUCAAGAGGAUCUCAUGAAGCUUAUUAAUCCAGAUUACAUAGCUGACGAGAAUCAGACGACUAACAAUAAUGUUACUAACGUGCUGACUAAUAAUCAAAAUUCUAAUAAAACAAAUAACAAUACGAUCGAGAUUCAGAAUAGAUGUCGCUCCAGAGAGAAUCUCUGCGGUAACAGCGCUACUACUCUGAGUGUUCUACCCACGAAUGGUCAAGAAAAUGGGAACAAUGGUUCUGAAGUUAUUCUCACGAUGGCCAGGCCAGCCACUGUCAUCUCCAAUGCCAGUACUGCCUCGAGUCCCGCACCUAGCGAGAAUAAAAUGUCCAAGGAAGAGAGAUUAUCUCCCCGCGUCACAAAACCUCCUCAUUCUACAUCGAAACCUGCAAGCAACCUGACGACGGUCAGAGAUUCAACGAAGCACCAAUCCGACGCAGAGAUUGACUGCUGGUCCAAUCACGUGGAUUCGAACGGUAGAUCAGCGACGAAGCAGCACGGGCAAGAUUGGUGCGACGAAAGACUCAUCGACGGGACCAACGCUAUAACGAAUACCGUGACCGACCUACAGACUCACGUAUCUACUCUAGAACUAAGGGUGGCUCGUGAGACUCGUCGACGACUCUCACUGGAGGAUGAAGUACGUCGUCUGCGAGAUGAGAAUCGUCGACUACAGGACGAGAGUCACGCGGCUGCUCAGCAGCUUCGACGAUUCACUGAGUGGUUUUUCCAAACGAUCGAUCAUCAAUAAGAAGUUUCACUCGCGUACCUUGAGCAUCCUUCAAGAUGGAGAAUCGCAGAAUCUCAAUGGUUGCUGAUCGCGAUACGAUAACGAUAAAUUUAAUGCCAAAUUUUCAAAUGAGAAAUAAAUCGUCGUCGGAUGAUCAUAUAACUUUCUUAGAAGAAAUCGCGCGAUUUUCAUCGUCGACGUGGAAAAUAGCCAGUAUUAGCGCGGCCAUUCCUCUCACCAAUUCAUCCAUAUAAGACAGGUCGAAGGUCAUCUUCAGUGAGCGGCAACCUUUGACCUUUUGUAUUAUAGCAAAACUAGGAGUAAGCGUAAAGUGUAAGUUACCAGCGUGCCGUACUCCAUUAAGGGUAACAUUCACGUGGACAUGGAGCCACGCGUGGCUUCGCUGAAGACGCCAUCGAAGACGCUUCACUCUGCGCCGUCACUGCGUAAUAUUCUACAUUAUAUUAAAGACAACCAAUUACCAAAUAUUACUGUUACACUGAGUUACGUUAGUCGACCUGUAAUUUAUUAUUCAUCUUUUCUAUAUUAUAAUCGUUUAACGCGUUAUCACUCGUUCUACUUCUGGAUGACUUAUCUAAUUUCAAGCAUUCAAUUAUGAUAUUAUUCAAUAUCAUCACACCACAAGCGAUUGCAAUAAUUUAUCUUUCGAAGGAACUUGUCGAAUAUUUUUUUCCUGUAAUCUUCCUUCGAUCACGUAAAGAUAAUGCAUCGCGACUCUGUUGUAAGUCAUCCAAUAAAAAAAGAUAUAUCAAUCAA